CCCGGCCUUUGUCUGCGAGCCCCUGGGCUCUGGUCCCUCCCCGGGCUCCGCGUUUCCGCUCCGGAGCAGCUGCGGGCUGUGCUGCGGGGAGGGUUGGUUUGUUCUCUGUGUGAUGGGCGGGUGUAGCUCCACAGGGAGAACGCUGCGCACCCUGGAAGCCAGGCAUGGAACUGUUGACAUUCAGAGAUGUGGCCAUUGAUUUCUCUUCAGAAGAAUGGGAAUACUUGGACCUUGCCGAGCAGAACUUGUAUACAGAAGUGAUGUUAGAGAAUUAUAGAAACUUGGUCUUCCUUGGUCUAAGUUUCUGUAAACCAGACCUGAUCACCUUUCUGGAACAAAGCAAAGAAGCUUGGAUUGUAAAAAGUCAAGGGACGGCAGCCAUUUUUCCAGGUAUGACUUCUCAUCAUAUCCCAGGAUUUUCAUCAGAGCCAGAGCAGGUGCAGUGGACACAUAAGCUCCUCAAAGAACCAGCCCUCGGGAGGCCGAGUCCAAGGCCAGUAUCACAGUGGACAGCAGAAAACUGAUGGCCCACUCAAGGCACAUCUGUUCCUAGGGUACCGUGGGGCACUUUAGGUGGACAGACAGAGGAAAACAGCAAAAUCCCCUGGAGGACACUAGAGACUCACCCACCUCAGAGAGGAUGCUGCCUGGGUUGCAGAGGGCGGUCGGUAUCCUGUGGAGGGACAGCAGUGACAAAGACAGCCUCAGGGAGCUGGUGAGGCCACUGAGUUUCAGCACCUAAUGAUAAGUUGGUUUAAGGCCCAGAGAUCAGCAAGCAACAGAGAGAGUUAUCAGUGUGACCAGUGCAGCAGUGCCCGGGGUCUGAAACACACAGGACGGUGGCGUCUGCACCAGGGCAGAGGGUAUUCUCGGCGGGGAAAGAAUGGUGGUGGCACGAGGUCCACAUGAGGUGUCAUGGUGGAUGUAAGGACAGGUUAUGGGAUCCACAGGCCUCUGCUGCUUGGGCCCAGACUCCACCAUCUCCAUAGGCGCAGCCUGAGCCCCGCCUCGCUGGGCUCCUCCCCACUUUAUCUCCCUGGAGCUCUUGCCCACAGACACCUGUUGUGAGACCAGGUGGGGGUGGGAGGCGAAGAAGGCUGCUGGCUGCCAUCUUAGGAGCAGGGGCCUCAUCCCUGCAAAGGCAGCACCAUGCCGGGUCCAUGGAGACUGCAUUCCCUCCACUGAAUCCUUGGAUGGAAUUACCUAAGUCACAGAGGAGCCCCUGGAGAGAUGUGCAGGUUAAAAAAUGACUCAAGAGUGUAAGCCUGUAGGGAGCCACUGAAGCUGAAGAUCGAUCAGGUGUGUGGGGCUAAAGCAAGGCCAGCCCUGAGAACCCAGAGCCCAAAGCAAGCCAGGUAAACCAGCCACCCCAGCUCCACUAAGGCAGAGCCCAGCCAGCCAGGUAGACAGGUAGCUGGCAGCAGGGCAGAUCCUGACAUCCUUCUCCUGAGUGUAUAAAUAACUGUACAACACUGGCUGGGCAGUUCCUUCUAUCCCAUUAGGAGAGAGGGCUCCACUGGACCCCAGCUUUCCUCUCCUCUUUAUUUUCCAUCCUCUCACCGUCCUCCCCACUCAACCCUGUACAUUUGGGCUACAGCUUGGGUCCUACCAGACUGUGAUUCCCAAACUGUGUGGGGAGAUCCUCCAGGACACUUCAUCACAAUCACAGGACUGUAAGGCACUGGGAUGCACAGAGACACCUUUGGGUACGAACCACCUAGUAUUAUUGAGAUGCUGGACCCACCUAAGGAAUAAAUAGGUCAUCAAUCUUUCUCUGUGGCAGGCAACGCCAUGGGUGAGUUACUGAAUUCAUAGUCAGGGCACUGAUGAUGGAAAGCCUGGGGAUCUCCCCUGGAAGAACAAAGGUGGGAAUACAAGCGUGUAGGCAAUGGUUCACUGACAAGAUCAGUUUGAGAAGUGCAGAAGCUUCACUAAAGCAGCUCAGCAAUCCUGCACUCCAGCUUGCAGCAUGGAGUUGUAUGAAGGAGCCAUGAGGAAGGCGGGACUGGUUUCCGUGUUCUGGAGGAGCUCCAGUGUUUUUCUCUGCUUGGAUGUCAUCUCCUGGCCUCCAGCACAGACUCUUCAGCUUCUGCCAUGAACCCGUUAGUCCUCAGCCUUCUGGUACAGACUCUUCAGACUACUGACGUGCAUUUGCCUGGGACACGGCAGCUCCGGAGUGUAGACUGGAAGCUUUGGUCUUCAGCAUGCAGACUUCUCUGCACUGUUCUUUAUUCGGCUCCAUGGCUGACCAUCAUAAGCCAGGCUUGUGAGUCUUUUAUAUUUGUGAUCUUAUGUCAUAUCAGUUUCUCUAGUGAAACACUGAUACAGAAACUGGUACCAGGAGAGGGUCCAUUGCUGUGCUACUGCCUGGCCAUGUGGUGUAAGAGCCUUGGGGAUUGAUGCGGAAAAGCUUGGUGACACUGGCCAAAGAGGCAGCCCCUGUAUGCUGGGAGAUUCUGGCCAGAGCAUGGAGAGCAGAGUACAGGUGGAGAAGCUACCAGCCAGGAGGCAGCUCAGAAGGCUUGCAUUAAGGACCACCCUGGCUGCUGGAGAGAGAUGAUGUUUGCUGUACUUUGGCAGGAAGUUGGUCUGCAUUUUGGAGACACUCCCUGGUGGCAGAGAAAUUCCCAUGCAUGAUGGUGCUGACAUGGUGGCAUGAUUACUGGGGAGGGCUUCUGGCCAGCUCUACACUGGGAAUUAAAAGUGCAGAGCCAGCAGGGGGAUAUGAAGCCUUUGGCCAGAGGGGUGACCCCAGGGGAGCUGUGAAUUGCAGGGCUGCAACAGAGGGGAAUGUAGCUGUUGAGGAGGAAAAGGAAAAGGGAAGAAUGCCUGAGGACUCUCACCAGAAGGGAAGAGGGUGUUUGACAUGCCAGAGAUUCCCUGGGUCAUUUCUUAGUGCUGCCCUGCUGUUGAAAAUUAAUGGGAAGCAAGGCUUGUGAUUACAAUAGCUCCUCGAUAUGAUCUGAAUGUAGUUUUAGAUUCAUGUGUGUAAUCAGGUUAUUUAGGCAAGAUACUGUGUGAAAUGCUUUUGGCCCAGACAGGACACUAGCAGGUAAAGCCUUAGAGGCAGAACCAAGGAGCUCUGUCUUCCCUGCCCCUAGGAAUUUACCUGUGGCUCUUAUCUUCCCCACCCCUAGGAAUUUGCCUCUGGCAGGAAAUGAAUAGCAAUGAGAUACCUGCGCUUCCCUAAUGCCCCUCAGGCACCACCUUAAACCUAAGCUACUUAUAUGCCCCCACAUAACAUGUCCUCCAGACAGAGAAAGCCAGACUUUAGUGGUGGUGGUGGGGAGGGGGUAUUUGGUUUUCUCUCUGAGUUCUCAGAAUAAAGGCCUCUUUUGUUUUAUA
This is a messenger RNA of Cavia porcellus (domestic guinea pig), 3345 nucleotides long. RefSeq names its product zinc finger protein 92-like. The record is from RefSeq and is a predicted model, not a curated record. Gene Ontology annotation, biological process: regulation of transcription by RNA polymerase II. The transcript is spliced from 7 exons. Gene Ontology annotation, molecular function: DNA-binding transcription factor activity, RNA polymerase II-specific; RNA polymerase II cis-regulatory region sequence-specific DNA binding. Lineage: Eukaryota; Metazoa; Chordata; Mammalia; Rodentia; Caviidae. The coding region runs from base 165 to 524 and encodes 119 amino acids.